Eruca vesicaria subsp. sativa (arugula) is the source of this 727-nucleotide messenger RNA. Lineage: Eukaryota; Viridiplantae; Streptophyta; Magnoliopsida; Brassicales; Brassicaceae. The record is from the annotation of a GenBank genome assembly.
AUCUGAAAAACAGCUUCACUUCUCUCACUAAACUUAAUCAACCGUCUAGUAAAGGUUUUAACUUAUUAAGAUUUCAUCUCAAUGGAAAAAAUUGAGAGACAAAGCGAUGAAGCAUCUUAUCUAUGGCUUCCUUUUCAGUUCCUGGACCAAACUCUUAAAGCUAUCUUAAGGUGUCUUGGUCUACUUCAUCAUGAUCCACCUACGAUGACAAAAACGUCGUCUGAUUCGGUACCCUUAAACCAGCCGGAUGAAGAAGUAGAAGAGGAAGAAGUUGUUGCCAUGGAAGACGACGUCGUUGUGACGACUAGGGGCGGUAAAAACGGCUUCAUUGUAACGAGUAGAGGCACAAAGGUGAAAGCAAAGAAAAAGGAUAGGGAAAGAGUUAGCUCAGGACAACCGGGGAAACAUCACUAACAGUUACAUGACACUAUUAUAUGGUUCAGUUAUUUACACCCAGUUAUGACUUUGUUUUAAUAAGUGUUUAAUGAUGGUAGUAUAGUGUUGUUAUUUGUACGGAUACAAAACGGUCAAGCUAGUUCAUUAAUCUGAAAACAACAUUACAACUUCAUUAUUAUUCCAGCGUAAAUUUCCAACAACUACUAUCGUACGCAACUGUCAUUAAUCAAUGUCAAACAAUGAGUCAACAGGUCGUCCUACCUCUCAUUAGCUAUAUGUCGGUAAGCCUAUUCGUGUAAAUCAACUAAUUUCAUUUCAUAUGGAUUAAGAA